This is a messenger RNA of Symbiodinium pilosum, 810 nucleotides long. NCBI's taxonomy places the organism in Eukaryota, Dinophyceae, Suessiales, Symbiodiniaceae. The record is from the annotation of a GenBank genome assembly.
AUGGAUGACCUCAUCUGGCUGACCCAGUCUCGUUUCGGGUUGGUUCGGAUACUGGCCUCAAUCUUCCUGCUGGAAAAUCUGGGUGUGCCUUUCGCCUGGAAGAAGUUCAGCGGCGGGACAGAACAUUCAUGGAUUGGAUUCUCUGGCUUUGUAUUCGAAAGGCGCCUGGGCAUAUCGCAAUCUCGCGCAGACUGGUUGGUGGCGUGGAUCAGGCGCACGAAGGCGGAGGGCGUCCAUAAAGGUUGGGCUUGUGUUGAUUCGGAUGAUGUCAAGAAAUGCAGAUGGUUCUCUGAGGAGCUGUCGCGCUUGGAGGCACCAUAUUUCUGCAUGGCUGGGGAACCUUAUCGGGCUAUAUCUUCGCUUGAGCUUCUGGCUACGCUGAUUGCCAUCCUCCUCUUUAAGCCAGGAGAGGGAGCCACUGGCAGCGUUUCUUGCUCGGCGGGGACCGAUAACAUGGGCAAUUCACACCUUACGUCACGGUGGCUCACAACAUCCUUCCCUUUGGUUGCCGUGUUGAUGGAGCUGGCCUGUCUGCUCCAUGCACAUUCCGUUGACUUUUGUCUGCAUUGGCUGCCGAGAUUCCAGAAUACAUUGGCAGGCAGUUUGACAAAUGGCGACUUCAAGGAUUUCGAUCCUUCCUUUCGAUUGAGGUUUUCCUCCGCUAACUACCACGGCAUGAUUUUGAAGGAGAUGUUGGACGCGGGUUCGGGCCUGUACUCCGAGCUGGCGAGCUUGAUCUUGAAGAAGAGAGUUGGGCUGAGCAGGGUCCCGAAGUCUGAGAAGCUCAGGAAAGUGGAUCCUUGGAAAUAG